Messenger RNA from Pelodiscus sinensis (Chinese soft-shelled turtle), 3735 nucleotides. The record is from RefSeq and is a predicted model, not a curated record. Lineage: Eukaryota; Metazoa; Chordata; Testudines; Trionychidae.
UGACUCCGGGUGCGACGUAGAACAAGGAGGAUGUGGAGACGUGGGCUGUGUCAGGGGGCAGAAGCCAGGGAGUCUGUGUUGAAAAUGGGGGAUUGUCUAUGUGUGUGAGUAACCACACUAGGUGUGUGUGUGGGUUACAUGUGCAUGGGGAGGGGCAGUAAAAGGGAAAGACGUGACAGCCCUGGAGUGAAAGUCAGGGUUAGGUUUGCCAACUUUCCUGACCAAACCGAACAAUUGUCAUUCUCUCUUCACUGCAAGUUGGCAUCUGGUCUGCCAAAUAAGGCAGUACAGAGCAGUAGUAGCCGAUUGAGGAGAAUCUUUGUGAAAGUGCGGGACUAUAUUGAAGAAACCAUGGAUGCUCAACAGGAUUUCCUUAGCAGACCGACUUGCAAUGGAAUUGCUGUUCCUGAUAAGAAAAUCAACUCCUUAGUAGCUGAAGAUCAUGGUCAGCAAAUUCUAAAUGUGCUGCAAAGUUUCAGAGAACAGAAUAUAUUUUUUGAUUUUAAAAUACUUGUGAAAGAUGAAAUAAUCCCCUGUCAUCGUUGUGUACUAGCAGCAUGCAGUGACUUUUUCAGAGCCAUGUUUGAGGUUAACAUGAAAGAAAGAGAUGAUGGGAAUGUUACUAUAAGUAAUUUAUCACCUAAGGCAGUGAAGGCUUUUCUCGAUUAUGCCUACACGGGGAAAACUGAGAUAACAAAUGCUAAUGUGGAAAUGUUUUUCCAGUUGUCAUCAUUUCUUCAAAUUUCACACCUUUCCAAAGCUUGCAGUGACUUUCUAAUAGAAAGUGUUGAUCUUGGGAAUUGUCUACAGUUGUUGUCUUUAUCAGAAAGUUAUGGUUCUGUUCAUUUGUUUGAUCGUGCACUGGAAUUUGCACAGCACCACUUUUCCUUGCUACUGAAAUCAAGUGAUUUCUUGGAGAUGAAUUUUGAGAUAUUACAAAAAUGUAUUGAAGCAGAUGAACUCUGUGUCCCCGAAGAAGAAUCUGUGUUGAAAGUUGUCCUACAGUGGACCAAACAUAAUUUAGAAACAAGACAGAAGCAUCUCCGUCACUUGAUUAAAAAAGUAAGAUUACAUCAGUUACCUGAAAAGACAGUGCAGAACUUGUUGCAUUCUGAAGAAUAUUUGCUUAAGAGCACUGACUGCAUAGGAAUAAUCAAUGAUGCAAUUACAAGUGUACAAAACUCCAGUGGGCUGUUUCCAGAUGCUCGUCCUUCAACAACAGAAAAAUAUAUAUUUGUUCACAAAACUGAAGAAAAUGGAGAAAACACACACACAUUUUGCUAUAAUAUCAAAACUGAUAAAUGGAGAGAACUGCCUUACACACACAUCAUUGAUCUUCCAGGAUCAAGUUUAUCUAGUUAUGGAGAGAAAAUAUUUAUAACUGGUGGGUGCAAAGGGAACUGUUGUAGGACUGUUAGACUUCAUAUUGUUGAAUCCUUUCAUGAUGCCACUGACCAGACUUGGUGCUACUGCCCAGUUAGCAAUGAUUUCUCCAUAGUGCCAGCUAUGAAAAAACCAAGGACUAUGCAUACAUCUGUCAUGACUCUAAAUCAGUUAUUUAUAAUAGGUGGAAAAACUAAGGGAGCUCAAGACAUCAGAAGUCUUUUGGAUGUGGAAUCUUACAGUCCUCUCUCCAAAGAAUGGAAAUCUGUAAGCCCGUUACCAAGAGGCAUAUAUUACCCAGAAGCAAGUGCAUGUCAAAAUAUAAUUUAUGUCCUUGGUGCUGAAGUAGAGAUUACCGAUGCCUUUAAUCCAUCCCUGGAUUGUUUCUUUAAGUAUAAUGCUACGACUGAUCAGUGGUCUGAGCUUGUAGCAGAGUUUGGGCAGUUUUUUCAUGCAACUUUAAUCAAAGCUGUUCCAGUGAACUGCACAUUGUAUAUAUGUGACCUUUCCACCUACAAGGUUUAUAGUUUUUGUCCAGAAACUUGUGUUUGGAAAGGGGAAGGAUCUUUUGAAUGUGCUGGCUUUAAUGCAGGAGCAGUUGGAAUAGAAGAUAAAAUUUACAUACUAGGUGGUGAUUAUGCUCCAGAUGAAAUUACAGAUGAAGUGCAAGUCUACCAUAGCAACAGGUCUGAGUGGGAAGAAGUUGCACCAAUGCCAAGAGCCUUAACUGAGUUUUACUGUCAGGUGAUUCAGUUUAAUAAAUACAGAGACCCAUGGUCAUCAGUAAGGUAGUGUGUUCUGGAGCAUAUGGAAAGCUGAUUUAAAAUAGUCUACUUAAAUGCACAAGUUUUUAAAACAUGGUAUUUUUACUGUUGCUAUAGUUUUCUGUGAAUAGUUUGUAUUAUAUUAUCAAUAGAACAUGUUGAUAACUUACGUUGUAGAAUUGUUUGCUUUUUAAAAGGUCCAUAAAAUUAUUUUAUCAUAUUUAUGGUAAUCAUGUAUACCAACUUUUACAUAGAUUUAUAAGCAAGUUCUCUUCAGAUGUCAUUUGAAUAAUUUGUGGCGCAACAUCAUUUUUUGAAAAGUACAGUAAUAGGGGAUUAAUUUCUGUAAUAUCUAUGCACUGUUACUUGCAUCUUCACGAAUGCCCCGUUAGACAAAUUGCUGAGCAAGAAAAUAGCAUUGAUGUUUUCCCUUCAUAACUAAUCAUGUAGAGAAGUAUGCUGAAUUUUUUUAUUUAACAUUAGUAGAGAAGCGUAGACGUCAUUGUCUGUUUACCCUUGCUGCAUUGACAAUAGCAAGGGCAAAUGGCAAAGAGAACUGCACAUUCACAAGACAUUCUCUCUGGAUAUUUAGUGUGAAGGGAGUAAUGAUUCCAUAGGUUUUAUUUCAUUAUGGUCGGUUUUACCUACUUCUGUACUUGCUGUGUUCAUCCUGAAUUAUCAGACAACCUCUGAGUGACUCCAUCCUGUACGUGAUUGAUGUUUGAUGUGUGGUUCACACAGCAACCUCCUGCACCUGUACAGAUGGUCAUCUUGGUAACAUUGCCAAACACAAGUAGGCCAAAAGAGCAAGAUUCUUGAGAUUGCUCUCAAACCUAGGUCUGCCAUCUGUCAAGUGUAUAGCAUUAAGGCUAUGUUUAUACUUCUGGCCAUGGGUGGCUGGUAUCCUAGGUGGGGGAAAGCAUUGCCUUCCCAAACUGCCAGUCUGACCCCAGAACACCUUACGCUCUGCCCCCAGAACACCUACUAUAGGCAUACUGGAGUGGAGUGUUGCUGUCCCUGGAGCAGCAGUCCUUCCAUGUUCUGGGGCUAGGGAGACUGGAGCCAUGCGUGGUGCUCUCCCUCCCCAUGCUCUGGCCUGGGGAAACUGGGGCUGUGUGCUCCCCUUCUUCCACAUGCUCUAGGGCUGGGAAGAUUGGGGCCACAGUGCCUUCUUCCCUCCCCGUGCUCUGGGGCUGGGGAGGUUGGGCCAUGGCACCCUCCUUUUCCAUGCUCCGGGGCGGGGGUGUGCGUGCACUCAUGCCCCCUCCCUGGGGAGAGGGGUGGCCGCCUCCCCUUCCAAUGCUGGGAGGGAGACACAUGCACCCGAUCCUUCUCCCCUCUCGGUGGUGGGGGCAGGGCCUCAGGAGAAGGGGCGGGACUGGAGGUGGGGCUGGGGGCUUGCCUCCCCAAGCUGUACCUUUACCAACCACUCGUGCUACUGGCUAAAUUAGCAUUGCAGCAGUUGAUACAGCAGGGUUGAUUUAGUGAAUUUGGUGAAGACAGACUAUUAAUGGGAGUAGUGAUAGAAAUGUAGUGGUGUUAGUCUGGUGUAGCUGAAAGAAAAAACAGGACUAUGUAGCACUUUAAA